AUGCACUGUCCCAAGUCCCACCUAACAUGCACUGUUCCAAGUUCCACUCAACGACCACUGCCCCAUGUCCCACCCAACACCCACUGUCCCAAGUCCCACCCAAUGCCCACUGUCCCAAGUCCCACCCAACACCAACUGUCCCAUGUCCCACCCAACGCCCACUGUCCCAAGUCCCACCCAACGUGCACUGUCCCAAGUCCCACCCAACGCCUACUGCCCCAAGUCCCUCUCAACGUCCACUGCCCCAAGUCCCACCCAACGCCCACUGUCCCAAGUCCCACUCAAUGCCCACUGUUCCAAGUCCCACCCAACGCCCACUGUCCCAAGUCACACCCAACGCCCACUGUCCCAAGUCCCACUCAACGCCCACUGUUCCAAGUCCCACCCAACGCCCACUGUUCCAAGUCCCACCCAACGCCCACUGUCCCAAGUCCCACCCAAUGCCCACUGUCCCAAGUCCCACCCAAUGCCCACUGUCCCAAGUUCCACUCAACGCCCACUGUUCCAAGUCCCACCCAACGCCCACUGUUCCAAGUCCCACCCAACGCCCACUGUCCCAAGUCCCACCCAAUGCCCACUGUCCCAAGUCCCACUCAACGCCCACUGUCCCAAGUCCCACCCAACGCCUACUAUCCCAAGUUCCACUCAACGACCACUGCCCCAUGUCCCACCAAACACCCACUGUCCCAAGUCCCACCCAAUGCCCACUGUCCCAAGUCCCACCCAACACCAACUGUCCCAAGUCCCACCCAACGCGCACUGUCCCAAGUCCCACCCAACGUGCACUGUCCCAAGUCCCACCCAACGCCUACUGUCCCAAGUCCCACUCAACGUCCACUGCCCCAAGUCCCACCCAACGCCCACUGUCCCAAGUCCCACUCAACGCCCACUGUUCCAAGUCCCACCCAACGCCCACUGUCCCAAGUCCCACCCAGUGCCCACUGUCCCAAGUCCCACUCAACGCCCACUGUCCCAAGUCCCACCCAACGCCUACUAUCCCAAGUCCCACUCAACGACCACUGCCCCAUGUCCCACCCAACACCCACUGUCCCAAGUCCCACCCAAUGCCCACUGUCCCAAGUCCCACCCAACACCAACUGUCCCAAGUCCCACCCAACGCCCACUGUCCCAAGUCCCACUCAAAGCACAGGAGACUUUGGGAGAGAUUAA
This is a messenger RNA of Procambarus clarkii (red swamp crayfish), 1170 nucleotides long. The record is from RefSeq and is a predicted model, not a curated record. NCBI's taxonomy places the organism in Eukaryota, Metazoa, Arthropoda, Malacostraca, Decapoda, Cambaridae.